This is a messenger RNA of Aspergillus saccharolyticus JOP 1030-1, 4634 nucleotides long. It is a transcript of the gene pmcA, whose product is annotated as putative P-type calcium ATPase. Gene Ontology annotation, cellular component: intracellular membrane-bounded organelle; membrane. The coding region runs from base 113 to 4426 and encodes 1437 amino acids. The record is from RefSeq and is a predicted model, not a curated record. Gene Ontology annotation, biological process: intracellular calcium ion homeostasis; calcium ion transmembrane transport. Gene Ontology annotation, molecular function: ATP binding; ATP hydrolysis activity; P-type calcium transporter activity. NCBI's taxonomy places the organism in Eukaryota, Fungi, Ascomycota, Eurotiomycetes, Eurotiales, Aspergillaceae. The transcript has a single exon.
UCCCGGACCGCAUUCCACUCCAUAUUAAUUUAUCCCCUUCCCAUUCUUGCCUUGUUCUUCUUGCUUCCAAGACCCACAGUCCGUCCUCGGUCGUACCCUCCCCUGGACGAUCAUGCAAGACUCCGGACCCGAUGGCCAGGAUCCCAGGCACUCAGGGUCGACUCCCCUGCGCCGGGAGCGGGCCCCGACAAUCACCAUUGACACCUCCGCCGUGACCUCUUCCUCACACGAACACAGCCGACCGCCAGUGCAGGUUUUGCCCGCCUCGCCGCAACCUUCGCUGCACAUUUCAACGGACAAUGUCGAUGCGAAUGACACCAGUGCUCUUUUGAAUAACGGCGGAGUCUCGCCUACUUCCCUCCGCUCGGCGGCUUCCUCCGAAGCCAGAGAUAACGAAAGUCGACCGACCUCACCGCAUAACUUCUCUUCUCCCGCAUCGAAAAUGGCCGACUCCAUGUCCAAUUCGAACUACCUGGCUGUACCAGGCACAAGGUCUCGUGGGAAUUCGCUAGAGUCACAGGACUCGAAUCAGACGACGAGCUCGUACGGUGGCGAUACAUACGCACCGACUGCAUCGCACGGAUCCAACACAGAUUUGACGCAGAACACAAUAGUCAACGACGAGGAUGCGCUGAAGCCUGACCCAGGCCGAGAAGCCGAAUUCGAAGUGGAGGAUAACAAGUUUGCCUUUUCACCUGGCCAGUUGAACAAGCUUUUGAACCCGAAGAGUCUCGGGGCUCUGCAUGCUCUCGGUGGGCUUCGUGGAAUUGAGAAAGGGCUGCGCACCGACGCUCGAGGUGGCCUGAGCUUAGAUGAGGAUGAGUUGGACGGCGUUGUGAGCUUUGCAGACGCCACGGCUUCACAGGCGACCCAAACAACACCCAAGUCCUCUUCUCCCCCGGGUCCGCGCACCACACCCGCUGGAACGAGCUCUAGCGCGAAACCCGGCGAUAGUUUGUUUACGGAUCGGACACGCGUUUAUGGGACAAACAAGCUUCCUGAAAGAAAGGCCAAAAGUUUCCUGGAGCUGGCGUGGAUUGCAUAUAACGACAAAGUGCUGAUCUUGCUGACAAUUGCGGCCAUUAUCUCUCUUGCUCUUGGUAUAUACCAAUCUGUGACAGCCACCGGCAAAGAGGCCAGAGUCCAAUGGGUUGAAGGCGUUGCGAUCAUUGUGGCGAUUCUGAUUGUCGUGAUUGUCGGAGCCGCAAAUGACUGGCAGAAAGAGCGCCAAUUCGUCAAACUCAACAAGAAAAAGGAUGAUCGUCUUGUCAAGGUGAUUCGAUCCGGGAAGACCUCUGAGAUAUCGGUUCAUGAUGUCCUGGUGGGCGAUGUCAUGCAUCUGGAACCGGGUGACAUGAUUCCCGUGGAUGGGAUUUUCAUCGAGGGUCAUAAUGUCAAAUGUGACGAGUCCUCCGCCACUGGUGAGUCGGAUGUGCUUCGGAAGAUGCCUGCCGAUGAUGUAUACCGUGCAAUUGAGCAUCACGACAACUUGUCGAAGCAUGAUCCGUUCAUCGUCUCAGGUGCGAAGGUUUCGGAAGGUGUAGGAACUUUCUUGGUCACCGCGGUUGGCGUCAAUUCGACCUACGGAAAAACAAUGAUGUCGCUUCAAGAUGAGGGCCAGACGACUCCGCUUCAGUCCAAGUUGAACGUACUGGCCGAACACAUCGCCAAGCUCGGUCUCGCCUCUGGAUUGCUCCUAUUCGUUGUUCUCUUCAUCAAGUUCCUCGCUCAGCUGAAGGACAUGGAAGGUGCCUCCGAAAAAGGCCAAGCUUUCCUGCAAAUAUUUAUUGUUGCUGUGACUGUGAUUGUUGUUGCUGUCCCGGAAGGCUUACCACUCGCCGUCACUCUUGCGCUUGCCUUUGCGACGACCCGAAUGCUUAAGGACAACAACCUUGUACGACUGCUGAGAGCAUGUGAAACCAUGGGAAAUGCGACCACUAUUUGCUCCGAUAAGACCGGCACAUUGACAGAAAAUAAGAUGACUGCUGUGGCUGCCACCCUGGGUAAGAACCUCCGUUUCGGAGACAAGUCUUCAGGACCGGCUCUCCGUGCGGACGAUGACCGCGGCCGGGACCCGGUGACCACCGUAUCUCCCUCGGAAUUUGCUUCUAGCCUUUCUGCCCCAGCCAAGGACCUGUUGGUCAAAUCGAUUGUGAUCAACUCAACUGCCUUUGAAGGAGAGCAGGAUGGGAUAGCGACCUUUGUCGGCUCAAAGACCGAGACUGCACUCUUGGGAUUUGCCCGGACGUACCUCGGAAUGGGGUCAGUCAGUGAAGCACGAGAUAAUGCGACCAUUGCUCAAAUGGUCCCUUUCGACUCGGGACGCAAGUGCAUGGCUGUGGUUGUCAAAAUGGAGAACGGUAAAUACCGGAUGUUAGUCAAGGGCGCAUCGGAAAUCUUGGUGGCUCGCUCGACCAAGAUUGUCCGUGAUGCUAGGAAAGAUCUUUCUGAGGUUACCAUGUCUGACGAGGACCGAUCAGUCCUGGACAAGGUCAUUGAUCAUUAUGCUUCCCAUUCACUGCGAACCAUCGGUCUAGUCUAUCGUGACUUUGAGCAGUGGCCGCCACGCGGUGCAGCCACCCAGGAAGAAGAUCGCUCACUUGCGGUCUUCGACUCGGUCUUCAAGGAUAUGGUCAUUCUCGGUGUCUUUGGUAUCCAGGAUCCACUACGCCAAGGUGUAACGGAAUCGGUGCACCAAUGCCAACGUGCGGGCGUUUUCGUGCGGAUGGUGACUGGUGAUAACAUCACAACCGCCAAGGCUAUUGCUCAGGAGUGUGGAAUUUUCACGCCGGGAGGAAUCGCUAUCGAGGGACCCAAAUUUCGUCAGUUGAGCAGCCGCCAGAUGACUCAGAUUAUUCCUCGGUUGCAGGUAUUGGCCCGGUCGAGCCCUGAUGACAAGAAGAUUCUGGUCGCUCAGCUGAAGAAGCUUGGUGAAACUGUUGCCGUGACGGGCGAUGGUACCAAUGAUGCUCAGGCGCUCAAGACUGCUGAUGUCGGUUUCUCAAUGGGUAUCUCUGGUACAGAGGUUGCGAAGGAAGCUUCUGAUAUUAUCCUCAUGGACGACAACUUCACCUCCAUCAUCAAGGCGAUGGCUUGGGGUCGAACUGUGAACGACGCCGUCAAGAAGUUUUUGCAGUUCCAACUCACUGUGAACGUGACAGCUGUCCUUCUCACGUUUAUCUCGGCAGUUGCAAGCGGUGACGAGGAGUCGGUCCUGACUGCAGUGCAGCUUCUCUGGGUCAACCUUAUCAUGGAUACCUUUGCUGCUCUCGCUCUGGCAACGGACCCACCAUCCCCUCAUGUUCUCGACCGCAGGCCUGAACCCAAGUCUGCACCCCUCAUUACGCCGACCAUGUGGAAGAUGAUCAUUGGACAGAGUAUCUAUCAACUGGUUGUCACUCUUGUCCUAAACUUUGCCGGAAACUCGAUCUUCCACUACCAUUCAGAGGAGGAUACUUCGCACAUGCAAACGGUCGUGUUCAACACCUUUGUCUGGAUGCAGAUUUUCAACCAAUGGAACUCUCGCCGUCUCGAUAACAAUCUCAAUAUUUUCGAAGGGAUGUUGAAGAAUGCGUGGUUCAUUGGAAUCCAAUUAAUCAUCAUCGGAGGACAGAUUCUCAUCAUCUUUGUUGGUGGCCAGGCAUUUUCAGUCGAACGGCUCAAUGGUCCUCAAUGGGCUGUGUCUCUGGUCUUGGGAGUUAUCUCCCUCCCAGUAGGCGUGAUUAUUCGCUUGAUCCCAGAUGCUCUUAUCGCCAAGCUUAUUCCCACCUUCUGGCACCGCAAGAAGGGACCCGAGCUCUGGGUUUCUGACGAGGAUCGCCGCUUUGAGUGGAAUCCUGCCCUGGAGGAGAUCCGGGAUCAGUUGAAGUUCCUCAAGACUGUUCGCGGAGGUCGUCUCCGGCACUUGAAGCACAAGCUGCAGCACCCUGAAGAACUUCUACCCAGAUCUCGAAGCGGAUCACGGUCAUCCCGAUCUCGCGAGAACUCGAUCCCUGGUACACCCGUGGAAAACAACAGCGACAGCACGCCCCCCAUGCCCGCGACUCCGGAAUCACGGUCUAGACGGCGCACGAGGUCUCGUUCAAAUUCGGCAUUCGGGCCAGCGGCUGCUAUGGCCGGUGUUGUGGCAGGCAGCAUCGCAGGCUGGUCUCCCAUUGAACGGACCCACGGAGAUGGCGAGCCUUUCAAGAUUCAGGCCAACAGCCCGCACGGAGGGUUGGACAAGCAACAGGGCAUUGAGAUUCAUCCAGACACUGCUGCGGAUGACCAAAUCGUGGGAAGCUUCAAGGCUACGUCGAAGACACCGCCGAGUCAAAACCCCGAGCUUCUCCCCCAUUUUGAUCAUGUCCCUCCUGAGCGUGCGCCGUCCCACCGCAGCCGACGGUCUACGUCGCGCCAGUCGCAAUCCAGUCAGAGCCAUGUCUGAGCGUUUUCACAAUACCACCUGUGCAACAAGCUGUUUUUAAUACUCCACCUCCCAAUGAUUCCAAGCUCGGUUUUUUCUCGCAUGUGUAUACCUAUUUGCUCUUCCUCAUACCCCAUUUCCAGUCUUGAUUCAUUGUCUCGUCCACGCUGGCUUUUCUCCUCCGCUAUUCUCGAAUUAUUCCCUAGUACUCUCUCGGAGGAACCUCUAG